Punctularia strigosozonata HHB-11173 SS5 is the source of this 1266-nucleotide messenger RNA. RefSeq lists its product as uncharacterized. Gene Ontology annotation, cellular component: transferase complex. Gene Ontology annotation, molecular function: prenyltransferase activity. The annotation marks the transcript as partial. The transcript has 3 exons. Gene Ontology annotation, biological process: ubiquinone biosynthetic process; isoprenoid biosynthetic process. The record is from RefSeq and is a predicted model, not a curated record. NCBI's taxonomy places the organism in Eukaryota, Fungi, Basidiomycota, Agaricomycetes, Corticiales, Punctulariaceae.
CCCCCGCAAAACGCGUCUACAAAGCGCGUCGACCCCUUCUCCAUUCUCGCUCCCGAACUCAACCACCUACGAAAAACUUUGCUGAGCUUGCUAGGCACCUCGCACCCCUCGCUCAACCGAAUCGCAGAAUACUACUUCUUGCAUCCCUCCAAACAAAUACGACCUCUCCUUGUUCUCCUCUUCGCCAGGGCGACCAAUGGACUCGGCUCGGAUUGGGGGUUCGAGCGUUGGAAGAUGGAGUGUGAAGGGGCCGGGGGACGGGCGGAAGAGUUGAACGCGCCCUUAACGCGCUCCGAUGUGCUGAACGACUGGAAUCCGAAUAUGCCAGACCAUACCAGCUCCUUCUCGGAGGUCUUUCCUUUGGUCAAUCCUUCUCCUCGACCUCCACUACCUCAACCUCCGGCCUACGUGAAGUCCCUACCUUGCGCCCUCGACCCGUCACAGCUCAUCUUGCCAACUCAGAGCCGCCUGUCCCAAAUUGUGGAAAUGAUCCAUGUUGCGUCCCUUCUUCACGACGAUGUCAUCGACAAGUCCCCUCUCCGUCGAGGAGCUCCGUCAGCACCAGAAGCGUUUGGAAACAAAGUCUCUGUCCUAGGUGGAGACUUCCUGCUUGGCCGUGCUUCUGCAGCCCUAUCUCGUCUGGGGUCGCACGAGGUCACCGAGCUCAUUGCCGGCGUGAUCUCAAACUUGGUUGAAGGCGAGAUAAUCCAAAUGAAAAAGACGCGGGAAUCAGCUCCAGCGCUGGCGGAUGGCGAGCAACCGAGUUCCGUGCUGCAAGCACAUUGGAAUAUGUACAUGAAGAAGACCUAUCUGAAGACGGCGAGUUUGAUGGCAAAAGGUUCACGAGCCGCGGUCGUGCUGGGUGGUUGCAGGGAAGGCGAGAUUUGGAAGGAGGUAGCCUACGCGUACGGUCGCAACCUCGGAUUAGCGUUCCAGCUGGUCGAUGAUAUCAUGGACUACGAGGCGAAGGAGUCGACCAUGGGCAAGCCGGGUGGGGCCGACCUAAAGCUUGGUUUAGCAACGGGACCAGCCUUGUACGCUUGGGAGGAGCACCCUGAAAUGGGCCCUCUGAUCGCCCGCAAAUUCGAGCAUACGGGAGAUGUGGAGUUGGCCGCAGAACUCGUUCGCCGUUCCUCUGGCGUUGAACGAACGCGGAGAUUGGCGAUAGCCCACGCCGAACAAGCAAAGAAAGUACUAGAGCCGCUGCCGGACAGUGAGGCGAAGAGUGCCCUGGAGGCGUUGACAGAGAAAGUAGUACAUCGGACC